CAUGAGAUCAGACUCCCAGUACCUGACAGAGAGCAGAAAUGAAGUGUUGGACGGAGGACUAACUGGAGCCAGCUUUGCUUUUUAAUGGGGAUGAUGGGGAAGCUGGUGGGGAUGAAUAACCCUGCAGCGUUUUUCUGCAAAACACCACAACUUUCAAUCUUUUUUUCUUGCUUUUCCUCAUCUUUUUCCCACUCUGCGUGUGUUUGAAGCGCAACAGCAUGCAGGUCUCCCCGAGUGAGGACAAGAUCCCGGAUGUAGGACCUCCUUCAAGCCCCCAAGCCAGCGGCGAAGGCCUAUACUUCAGCGACGGGCAGCGGAAAGUGGACUAUGUUCUGGUUUUUCAUCACCGGCGACAUGGCUCCCUACGAUCUCCCACCACCGCCUCGGUGUCACAGGACGAGCUAUCCAUAGUAUCGAACGGCAAUUUCCCUCCGCCGUCGAGUUCUGAGGCCUUGGCUGGAGGAGGAGGUGGCCUUCGGAGGGAGGACGCAAGCGUCGGGGAGGUGUUCAUGGAGCUGGGAAUGGCGAGAGGGAGCGGGGCGAUGGAGGCCGCUGAUCAUGAGAUGCAACUGAUCAGACAAGAGUUUGAAGCCAAUCUGCUGGAGGCGGGUCUGGAAGUAGAACGAGACAGAGAGCAGACAAAGACCCACGGGCCCAGCUUUACUCGGAUCCACGCACCUUGGCCUGUUUUGUGUAGAGAGGCUGAGUUUCUGAAGAUUAAAGUCCCGACCAAGCAGAGCUAUGAACUCAAAGAGGAAAGUGGGUUUGGGUCCAGCAUGAGCUCAGUGUGGAGGAAAGUAAAGCAGCCCUUUCAGCCCAAAGUACCUCAGCAGGACCAGGGAAGCACCAAGUUUCUGUCACACUGCUUCUCCAGAGACAAACUUCACAUGUACAACAUCACGUCAAAAGACACUUUCUUUGAUAACGCUACCAGAGGAAGAAUAGUCUAUGAGAUCCUGAGACGAACGGUGUGUGUACGGACCUGCCAAACCAUAGGCAUCAGCACAUUGAUAGCCAAAGGCGUAUAUGACUCUGCCUUCCCUCUUCAUGAUGGUGACUAUAAGGUCACUGGAAACCUGGAGGAGCGCAACGACAGACAGGUUCUUUUCGAAGAGUGGGCAAGAUACUCAGCCUUCUACAAGUAUCAGCCCAUUGAUCUGGUCAGGAAAUACUUUGGGGAGAAGAUCGGCCUGUAUUUUGCAUGGCUCGGUGUUUACACUCAGCUGCUCAUACCGGCCUCCAUAGUGGGAAUCAUUGUGUUUGGAUACGGGGUGGCGACCGUGGACACCAAUAUACCCAGUUUGGAGAUGUGUGAUGAGCGUCUCAAUUUCACCAUGUGUCCUCUGUGCGACGGCGCCUGUGACUACUGGCACCUCAGCACCGCCUGCGGCACCGCCCGGGCUUCGCACCUCUUUGAUAACCCCGCCACCGUCUUCUUCGCCAUCUUUAUGUCUCUGUGGGCGGUGUUAUUCCUGGAGCACUGGAAGCGUCGACAGAUCAGCCUGAGUUUCAGCUGGGAUCUGACGGGGAUUGAGGAGGACGAGGAGCACCCCAGGCCAAGGUAUGAGACCAUCCUCCUGCAGAAACAGCAGCGGAAGCAGAAAAAGAAGAAGAAGAAGAAGAAAAAGAAUGAGCCAGAAAAGCAGGAGGACGGGACAGUGACAGGGAAGGACAGAUGGAGACAAAAACUGCUGUCUGCCAUGGCUGCAGGAGUACCGACGGUCAUUGAGAAGUUGACCUGGAAAGACCGCCUUCCUGGAUACUUUAUGAAUAUUUCCUCUAUUCUUUUCAUGUUUGGACUGACGUUUUCAGCCGUUUUUGGUGUAAUCGUCUACCGGAUCACGGUCUCAGCCUUGAUGGCAAUGAGUCCGGACCCUGAAACAAAGUCCAACGUUCGGGUUACGGUUACGGCUACCGCCGUCAUCAUCAACCUCGUGGUCAUCCUGAUCCUGGAUGAAAUCUAUGGCGCUGUGGCACUGUGGCUAACUGAGCUAGAGAUUCCAAAAACAGAAACCACCUUUGAAGAGCGCCUCAUCCUGAAGGCCUUCUUACUGAAGUUCAUGAACGCAUACGCUCCCAUAUUCUACGUGGCUUUCUUCAAAGGGCGGUUUGCUGGUCGACCUGGAAGUUAUGUGUACGUCUUCAACGAUUAUCGGAUGGAGGAGUGUGCUCCAGGAGGCUGCCUCAUUGAGCUGUGCAUCCAGCUCAGCAUCAUCAUGCUGGGGAAGCAGCUGAUCCAGAACAACAUCUUUGAGAUCGGCAUCCCGAAGCUGAAGAAGUUGAUACGCGCGCUGAAGGAGAAAGAGCCGACGCAGAAGCAGAAGGACGAGGAGAAAACUCCCCUGCAGUGGAACCUGGACUACGCUUUGGCUCCUUUUGAAGGCCUCACACCAGAGUACAUGGAGAUGAUAAUCCAGUUCGGUUUCGUCUCUCUCUUCGUGGCGUCUUUCCCACUGGCUCCUCUCUUCGCCCUGUUGAACAACGUCAUAGAGAUCCGGCUGGACGCCAAGAAGUUUGUCACAGAGCUGCGCAGGCCAGUGGCCGCGCGUGCUAAAGACAUCGGCAUAUGGUACAACAUAUUGAGUGGAAUGGGCAAACUGUCCGUCAUAAUAAAUGCCUUUGUGAUCUCCUUCACAUCCGACUUCAUUCCUCGGCUCGUCUACCAGUACAUGUACAGCCCGUCAGGCACCAUGCACGGAUUCAUCGACCACACGCUCUCCUUUUUCAACGUUUCCAAUUUUAGACCCGGCACAGCGCCACAUAGCUCUGAUCAUGGAGAUGUUACUGUCUGCCGUUACAAGGAUUACAGAGAACCUCCCUGGUCCUCAGAUGCCUACCAGUUCUCCAAGCAGUACUGGUGUGUCCUAUCUGCGAGACUGGCCUUCGUCAUUUUGUUUCAGAACUUGGUGAUGUUUCUGAGCCUCAUCGUCGCCUGGGUGAUCCCGGACGUUCCCAAAACCAUCGUGGAGCAGCUCAAGCGGGAGAAGAAGCUCCUGGUCAACCUGUUUCUGCAAGAGGAGAAGGAGAAAUUCCAGCUCAUCCAGAGCCUCUUCGUCAAGGACGCCACCCUCCACCCCAAAAGCCAAUCCCCCAGCGCAGGGCAGGCCUUCCCCAUUCUGGGCAGAUACAGUACUCUACCGUCGGGCCCCACGGCUCCGGACGGUCCCAGGGCGAGAUGCAGGGCUGCCAGCUUCAGCCAGUUCAGCGAGAAGAUUUCCUCGUUGCCCAGGAAAGAGAACGCAAACUCAAAACACACAGCGGUGUGACAUGGGCCGCGCCAAGUGGUGGGAUUCAGCUCAAACAGGGGCUUAACUGAAGGGACUCUGCCAUUUUCCUGCGUGUUUCCUGUAUUGUUUGUGCCCUGGUGUGUGUGACGCAGCAGUGCAUGGGUUAAACCGUCCUCGCUGGCCUCGGCGUGCCGAUCACGAACGAACGGCUGCGUGAGAGCUCCGUUCCGACUCACACGACUGUUCACCCGACAAAGUGUUGUCAUUUCUCUUUUGUAUAAACUAUUUAGUGAGGCGUAUGAGCUUCAUAGCGUAGAAAAGCAAUAAUUACAAUAAUAGGUUGAAUAAGUGAUCGAUCAGGUUCUAUAGGAAACACUAAACCAUCAUGAACACUGACAGACAUCAUGGCUUAAAAUUAGGGCUGUCUGAUCUGUAAUUUUUCCUACUUUAUGUAUUAAUGUUUACAGAUUUUGUAGCUCUCACAACAUUCCACAUUUUGGACAGUUUUUCUCCUCUUUCAGAGAUAACUUUGAACAGUUUACGUGAACUCAUUGUGAUGAUAAAGCUGCUGGUCGUGUGCUGAUGGGAAACAUGCCAACGCCGUUCACCUCUUUCCAAGGUGUAGUAAAACAUUUCCAUGAUCUGUGAAGCUAAAAAAUAAUCUUAUGAGCCAUAGAGAACGACGUUUACUUAUGCAGCUGUGAAUGGGACGGAGCUGAGCUACAUUCACUGUGUUUAUGGUAAUUAAAGACAAACCACAUCAAUCCUUAAUUAGGAAAUAACGGAUCUCUCUACUUAAUACCUUUAUGUGGAGUCGUCAGCUUUUUAAAAGGUACUUUACGAAUAUUUAGAACGAUUAACAGUCCUAAAGUAUUUUGUUUCACUUACAAAUGUAAAGGUUUUUAAGGAUUUUAUGUGAUAGACCAACACAAAGUAGUGCAUAAUUGUGGUUGGUACUAUUGGUUUCUCUAAAUGAGAAGCAAAUGUUUGAUAUUUCUGCAAGGACAAGAUGGCAUAGAUAGAGUUCCCUGCUUUUGUAUUCAGUCCGUCUGAAAUGUUUAAAGGUGUUUAAAGUUACGUUAUAUAUCUGCACAAAAACAACCUAAAAUGGUCUGAUCCUCAUUAAAUAAUGUUAAGCAGAGUUAGGCAAGUUAUUUUAGAAAUGUGAUGUAUUUCAUAUCACAGGCUACCUUUAUAAAAUGUUUCUUUAGAAAAUAUCAAAUUCUGUGAAAUUAGUUACUGAUUACUUUUGUAGUUACUUUCACAAAAAUAACAUUUAGGAUAAAAAAAUCAGAAAAUGAAGGUGUGCAAAAUCACAAAAAUAUUAAACGACAAAAAUCUUCAUGACAAGCUCUCUUUCUAUGCCUUACGGGCUUAAAGUGUCAUUUCCAUGACAUGAAACAUGACUGUAGGUUAUAGUGUUAUAAAGUUAUUAAUAUUAAGAUGAGCUUCUCUUAAAAUGUCUCUGUUCGUGGCGAUUUUCUCCCCUUCUUGGUCGUUAUGUUGUUUUUUCUCUAAUGUUCUCUGACAAACAGUCAUCCAAACGAUAAAUCUGUGUAUAUCAGAGUUGGAUUUAAGUUCCUAUUUUCUUUCCCUUCAUUAAAAUAUAUCCUUUCUUCAUGUCCUUGCUGAUGCACUGUUCUGCUACAGUCCCUCACAUCACAGACAGUUUUAUACUUUAACAUUUAUAAAACUAUACAUCAUUUUUUGUUGAGUGUUCAAUUAUUAUGGAGUUAAUUUCGUUACGUUAUUGUUGGAAGCAAAAAAAAAAAGAAAA
Molecule: messenger RNA, 5004 nt
Organism: Cyprinodon variegatus (sheepshead minnow)
Lineage: Eukaryota; Metazoa; Chordata; Actinopteri; Cyprinodontiformes; Cyprinodontidae
Gene: ano2b
Product: anoctamin-2-like
Exons: 25
Coding region: 219-3266 (1015 amino acids)
Biological process (GO): chloride transmembrane transport
Cellular component (GO): plasma membrane
Molecular function (GO): protein dimerization activity; chloride channel activity
Source: RefSeq, a predicted model, not a curated record